UCCCUGUCUGCAGAGAGGAGAGUACUCAUUUAACAAUAUGUAUUUCACUAAAUCUACUAGCCAUUCCUUCAAAUUGUGAGCCUCUAUCAAAAUAAUUAUAAAACUAGUUUCAGACAUCUUUGUCCAAGUCCAAGUGAUGGCAUCCUCUUCCCCCUCCUUUUAUUCAUCCAACCACCAACGCCUCCUCUCCAUGACAAAACUCAUAACAUCCCACGUAAACCAAUCCCGCCACAAACAAGCUCUAUCUAUCUUCCACCACAUGCACACCACCUUACCCAUCUCCCUCGACCCACACGUCUUCACCCUCGUCCUCAAAUCCUGCACCACCCUCCACCUCCCUCUCCUCGCCACCUCCAUCCACUCUCACCUCAUCAAAACCUCGUUCCUCACCUCCAACCACUUCCUCUCCUCCUCCCUCAUCAACUUCUACGGCCACUGUCUCUCCCUCAACUCCGCACGUAAACUGUUCGACGAAACUCCUCAACCAAAUGUCAUCGUUUGGAACUCCAUUAUCGCACUAUACUCCCGUUCACAACAUAUUUCGUCUGCUAUUAAACUCUUUAACAUCAUGAAUGUGCCUCCAAAUGAAUCCACUUUCAACCCAAUUAUCGCCGCCUUAUCAUUGUCGAAUCAAAACAAUGCUUCGUUUCAAGCCGUGAAGUUCUACCGAAAAAUGAUUGAGUUGAAACUGAAGCCGAGUUUGAUCACGCUUCUCGCUCUUCUUCGCGCAUCUGUUUUGACUGCGGCUUUGAAUUUGAUUAAAGAGAUACAUGGUUAUGGGAUAAGGAAUGAUAUUGAUUCGGAUCCUCAAAUGAGUAGUGGGUUGAUUGAAGCUUACGGUAGAUGCGGUUGUUUAAUAAAUUCGCGAUUAGUUUUUUCGGGGAUGAGGGUAUGCGAUAAAGAUGUAGUUGUUUGGAGUAGUUUAAUAUCUGCUUGUGCUUUGCAUGGUGAAGCUAGGGAAGCAUUGGAGAUUUUUCGAGAAAUGGAGGUUUCGGGUGUGAAGCCGGAUGGGAUUGCUUUUCUUGGUGUUUUGAAAGCUUGUAGUCAUGCUGGGUUGGAUGAUGAGGCGUUGGGUUGUUUUAUGAGGAUGCAUAGGGAUUAUGGCGUUGAGCCGAAUAGCGAGCAUUAUUCUUGUUUGGUUGAUGUUUUGAGUAGGGCAGGGAGAUUGUAUGAAGCUUAUGAGGUUAUUAAAGGGAUGCCUGUGAAGGUGACUGCUAAGGCAUGGGGUGCUCUACUCGGUGCUUGUAGGAAUUAUGGAGAGUUGGGGUUGGCUGAGAUUGCCGCCAGAGCUUUGGCUGAGAUUGAGCCGGAUAAUGCUGCGAAUUAUGUUCUGUUGGCUAAGAUUUAUGCUAGUGUUGGGAGACAGGAGGAGGCUGAUAGAAUGAUAAGGGAAAUGAAAGAGAAAGGAGUGAAGACUGCGGGUGGUACUAGUUGGGUUGUGUAUUCCGAGUCUUGAGAUUAACUGUGUUUGCCAAACAUGAUUUUAAUUUGCAGUCUGGGCUGAGAUGUGGUUUUUAAAACUGCUGUAAAUCGCAGACACUUGUUGUUUGUGUGCUCGCAAUUGGAGUAUCAAAGAUCUCAAGAAUUGUUGAUGUUUUGGCCACAGGGAUUGAUUUUUUGCGGUGGAUGUGUUGGACAUGAGAUAGUUUUGAGGCUACUACUGAGCUUCUAAAGGAAUGCAAAGUUAAAAAAUCAUGGGAUCUAACAUGCCAACAAUUGUUUUUGCGGAUCAUAAUUUAAAAAUAAAACUUUCCUACAGUACUAUCGGGGAUGUUCUAAACUAAAUAAGCAUUCUUUGUAGGCAUAUAAAGUUCCAACUACCCGCUAAGGUUUUUGCAAUUUUAAUCGAUAGAGGUGUUGCAACACUAAUUGCGGUAAUCGCCGUAUGAAUUAAUCAUAAUAUAUUCUUUAUCAUAAGAAAUGUAAAUAACAAUAUUGGUAUCGACACUCUUUUGGUAUCGGCCACAAUGAGAGAGUCGGUAAAAUGUUUGUUAAAUAUGUAAUUCUUUGUGUCAAUCAUAGUGCGACAUGAGUUGAAUAAAUGUUAAGUUUGACUCUGUCAAGGUUAACUCCUUCGACAACUAAAUGUUUCGACUACAUGCUUCGUCAAGCUGUAUUUGACUUUCUGUCAAAUACAGUUAAUACAGACUUUGUUCGACUCAUGUCGCAC
Messenger RNA from Lathyrus oleraceus (garden pea), 2170 nucleotides. Its product is annotated as putative pentatricopeptide repeat-containing protein At1g03510. Gene Ontology annotation, molecular function: RNA binding; protein binding. The record is from RefSeq and is a predicted model, not a curated record. The transcript has a single exon. Lineage: Eukaryota; Viridiplantae; Streptophyta; Magnoliopsida; Fabales; Fabaceae. Gene Ontology annotation, biological process: RNA modification. The coding region runs from base 137 to 1456 and encodes 439 amino acids.